Salvelinus namaycush (lake trout) is the source of this 2440-nucleotide messenger RNA. RefSeq names its product fibrinogen alpha chain-like. The transcript has 6 exons. Gene Ontology annotation, molecular function: signaling receptor binding. The record is from RefSeq and is a predicted model, not a curated record. The coding region runs from base 79 to 1560 and encodes 493 amino acids. Lineage: Eukaryota; Metazoa; Chordata; Actinopteri; Salmoniformes; Salmonidae. Gene Ontology annotation, biological process: blood coagulation; platelet activation; protein polymerization. Gene Ontology annotation, cellular component: fibrinogen complex.
UCAGGUAUUGUCAUAUAUAGGGCCCUGAGGACCGGGGGAACAGUAUUCUAGACGGACCACCACACAGAGAGGAGAGAGAUGAAGCUACUACAUAUCCUCUGCUUCUGCCUGGCUGUCCUCGCCUCCACUUGGGCUGAGGACGUAGCGACCGUAUUGAGCCCUCGUGGAACCCGGCCAGUAGAACAUGGCUACAAGGCUGAUAAAUGUGCCACAGAGAGGAGCUGGCCUUUCUGCUCAGAUGACGACUGGGGUCCUAAGUGCCCGUCAGGUUGUCGUAUCCAGGGUCUGUUAGACAAGGCAGACCAUUCCCUGCUGAAGAAGAUAGAGAAGAUUAGGCAGCUCCUUGACCAGAACAGAGCCAAACACCGCUCUGCCGACCAGGCAUCCAAACAGACCUAUGACUACCUCAAGGAGAAACUCACCUCCAACGCAGGUAAUGACAACAGCUUCUAUGACCUGGCUGAACGUCUCCGUCAGAGGAUCGUCGACAUCAAGAUCAAGAUAGACCGCCAGCUGAGGAUCCUCAACACUCUGAAGACCAGCAUCAAAGACCAGGUUAUAGAGAUGCAGAGGAUGGAGGUGGACAUCGACAUCAAGCUGCGCUCCUGUAAGGGGUCUUGUAAGGGCUACGCUGAGUUCUCCGUUGAUCAAACAUCCUACGUGGCUCUGGACAAACAGAUGGACCAGCUAGAAGCCCAGAGGGUUCAGUCUGUCGAGACCGUCGGCUCGCUGCACAUCAUGAAGAGCCGCCCGCUUAAAGACGUCUUGGUCGACAGCAAGUUUAAGUCCAGCCUGUCAGGGGAGCAGAAGCAGGAUUUCUUCCCGGAGGUGAAGUCCGUGAAACUGACUUUGGAGGCCGAGGGGUCCAGCGCAUCGUCUGCCGCCACUGUCAGCAAGGUCCCGGGUACGCACUUCCAGCCUUCCACCUCAGGGUCUUCAUCUUCAUCUUCAUCAUCAUCGAGUUGGUCGACGGGAUCAGGGUCGAAGGACGGGCCCAAGAAAACGAUCACGGAGCUGGGUGGGGGGGGUGGUGGUGGGGGUACGAGGGGGGAUGGAGAUGGGGAUUUCUUUAAGGGUUUGGGCGGACUCGGCGGAGGGCUGGGGAGUCUUGGAGGCGGAGAUUUCACCUCUACCGGUCACCAGACCACGCAGAUUUCGAGCUGCACCAAGACAAUAAAGAAGACGACAGUGCAUACGAAGGACGGGCCGGUGGAACGCAUCGAGGAAGUUUCGAGCGGACCAGGCUGUGAGGCAAUGAAGCUCGGCGGCGGCGGAGGAGGGAUUGGGGACUUCUUCCCCUCCUCUUCCUCCUCAUUCACCAAAACCACAAGCCACGGCAGUUCCAAGGGAGGCAGUAGCCUCCUCAGCAGUACCAAGACCGGCGGCGCUGCCGAUGGCUUCGGAGCUGAUUCAUUCGGAAUGGAUCUCGGAGCGUUUAUGCGCGGGAAUGAGGACGAUGAUGUCCCGGAUUUCCACAGCCAAACCCACGGCGUGAAAACUAGCGUCCGGAGCAAACGGCAGGCAGGUUAUGUAGGAAAAAGUACAUCUGACCAGGAGUAACUGCCCAAUAUCUGACCUAGCUAGCCGCCGUUUAGCCACUGUUAGUAUCUUAGCCUAGUGGCCGUUAGCAAUUAACAUGUUAGCCUCCAUUAGCACCUUAGCCAAACUGACAUUAGCGAUUAGCAGCUUAGCCUAGCGGCCGUUAGCGGUGAGAAGUGAAACGUUUCUAUUUUUUGUCGUAGCUCAAAUCAAAUCCUAGAAUAUGAUCAACAGUAGCCUAAUUAAUAAACAGUAGCUUAAUUAAUAAACUUUUGUAAAGUAGUUCAGCCAAUUGCUCAUUUGAUGUGUUUGUGUUAAAAAAAAAAAAAAAUCUAACAAAUUGUCUAAAAUAAGUUUCCAGAGAUACUGUCUAAAAUAUGCUGUACUAUACAUAAUAGUGUAUUCUCAACCGCCCCUGAGCUGACUACCAGAAGGGGUUCGGAGGGGUAAAGGGGAGGUAUGGCUGAGGGUAAAACACAUCUUCUGACCCGGGCACCUGAGGGUAGAGCUAGAAGACCGUGAGGGAAGAGGUUAGCAUGAGGGAGGGAAAGAAGGAGAGGGGAAGAGGUGGUGGGGGUAGGAAAAGUGAGAGAGAAAAAGAGAGAGAGAAGGAUAGGGAGUGAGGGACAGAGGUAGAGAGAGAGAGAUAUUGCAGACUGUUGAUUCUGUGAGUAGAUGAUUAAAAUGUGUUUUUUUUUUCUGACCCUGUGAAUGAUGUCAAUGUACUGAAUGUUCAUGGAAAAAACAAACAACCGGGUUAACCUCUGAACCAAUCAGGUACUGCUAAUGUUCAAAUAACUGUUCUGAGAACAGAACGGGGUUCUAAGAACUACGUUAGAACUUCCGUUAGAACGUCCCAAACCAAGCUACUGAUGCAACAAUAAAAAUGUGUUCACUUCAA